Messenger RNA from Trichophyton rubrum CBS 118892, 796 nucleotides. RefSeq lists its product as uncharacterized. The record is from RefSeq and is a predicted model, not a curated record. The coding region runs from base 82 to 558 and encodes 158 amino acids. The transcript has 2 exons. NCBI's taxonomy places the organism in Eukaryota, Fungi, Ascomycota, Eurotiomycetes, Onygenales, Arthrodermataceae.
AACCCGCUGCAGAAGUUCCUGGGCUCGUUCGCCCUGGAGUGUGCGGCCGUCAGUGAUAACUGGCCGGACCAGUGCGAUUCGAUGGACAUGUCCAUUUCAGCCUCUGACCUGGACCCCUGCGGCAUGAUCGCGUCGUUCAACCUGGGCAUCGUCGAGGGUACCAUGCUGCUUGCCUUGACUCAAGAUGAGCUCAACGCCUUUCACAGCAAGGUCGAGGGCGGUUCCGACUCUGACUCGGAAGAGGACGCAGAGUGCGACGAACCACCCGCGAAGAAGGUCAAGAGCGCCGCAGACGAGGAUUCUCUGCGGCUCUACUUCAAGUGGAAAGGCCGGAACACAACUGACACCGAGAUACAUGACGGGAGCAGGGAUGUAGGCACCAUAGACUUCCUUGACUCCAAAGCAAUACAGUUCAAGGGCAUCGGAGGCUUCCCUGCCCUGGGAUCAAAGUGCGAAUUCACAGGAACAAGAUACGACAAGGAACCUACCACCGUUCCUCUGCCCUGGAGCACUUUUUCAGACGAGGCUGCUCAACUAGCCAACGAGAACAGAUGGUAGGCGUCUCAACGCAGGAAGAGGGGAAGAGAUAUACCUAUAUGAUACCCCCCUCCCCUUCCAACCCCAACGUUGCGAUGUCCUCUCUGUUUGUCCUGUUCCGUGUAAUUUUAUUAUGCCCGAUUUUAUCUACUGUCCAUCCUCUAACCUCUCUCGCUUUGCUUCUACGGAGCAUCAGCCCACCAUAUUUACCGUCCCUCCUCUUUUCUUUUUACGUGAACCAUACAUACCUUUCUUUAUA